This is a messenger RNA of Pollicipes pollicipes, 4012 nucleotides long. It is a transcript of the gene brm, whose product is annotated as ATP-dependent helicase brm. The transcript is spliced from 21 exons. Lineage: Eukaryota; Metazoa; Arthropoda; Thecostraca; Pollicipedomorpha; Pollicipedidae. The coding region runs from base 59 to 3679 and encodes 1206 amino acids. The record is from RefSeq and is a predicted model, not a curated record. Gene Ontology annotation, molecular function: ATP binding; histone binding.
GGCAGCGCCGGCCGCGCCUGCGCCCGUGCAGCCGCCGCCAGCGCAGCAGGGCGCCGCCAUGCAGCAGACCAAACAGAACAAGAUCACACCGCUGCAGAAGCCGUGCGGCCUGGACCCGCUGGUGCUGCUGCGCGAGCGCGAGAACCGGCUGGUGACGCGCAUCUCGCACCGCAUCGACGAGCUGACCGGUCUGCCGGCCACCAUGGCCGACGACGUGCGGCUGCGCUCGCAGAUCGAGCUGCGUGCCCUGCGCCUGCUCAACUUCCAGCGGCAGCUGCGGAGAGAGGUGCUGGAGAUGACCCGCCGCGACACGAGCCUGGAGACGGCGCUGCACGUCACCGCCUACAAGCGCAAGAAGCGGCAGGGCCUGCGCGAGGCGCGCAUCACGGAGAAGCUCGAGAAGCAGCAGCGCUAUGAGGCUGAGAAGAAGAAGCGCCAGAAGCACAUGGAGUACCUGGCGGCAGUGCUACAGCACGGCAAGGAGCUGCGCGAGUUCCACCGCAACGGCCAGCUGCGACUGCAGAAGCUCAACCGCGCCGUGCAGGUGCACCACGCCAACACAGAGCGCGAGAAACAGAAGGAGCAGGAGCGCAUCGAGAAGGAGCGCAUGCGCCGACUCAUGGCCGAGGACGAGGAGGGCUACCGCAAGCUCAUCGACCAGAAGAAGGACAAGCGGCUGGCGCUGCUGCUGCAGCAGACCGACGAGUACAUCGCCAACCUCACCGAGAUGGUUAAGCAGCACAAGGAGGAGCUCAAGGAGAAGAAGCGCGAGCACGCGCGCAAGCACGAAGAGGACCCGGCCACGCGGCGCGUCAUCGUCACCAACACGGAGAGCGGCAUGACGCUGGCGGGCGACGACGCCCCGCUGGCCGUGGAGCUGCAGGCGUGGUUGGAGGCUCACCCUGGCUGGGUGGUCGUACCUGACGAGGACGAAGAGAUGGAAGAUGAGGAGGAUGAAAGUAAGGGGACGAACGGCAACGCCGAGGUGCUCACGGAGGAGGACAAAGCCAAGACGAUCAUUAAGAAGGCUAGGACGGAUGAUGACGAGUACAAGAGCAAGGAAAUGGGAGAGGCCAACUACUACAGCAUCGCUCACGCAAUCCACGAGACGGUGACGGAGCAGGCGUCCAUCAUGGUCAACGGCAAGCUGAAGGAGUACCAGGUCAAGGGCCUGGAGUGGCUGGUGUCGCUCUACAACAACAACCUCAACGGCAUCCUGGCGGACGAGAUGGGUCUGGGCAAGACCAUCCAGACUAUCGCGCUUGUCACCUACCUGAUGGAGAUAAAGAAGGUGAACGGGCCGUACCUCAUCAUCCUGCCACUCUCCACACUCUCCAACUGGGUGCUGGAGUUCGAGAAGUGGGCGCCGUCGGUGCGCGUGGUGGCCUACAAGGGCUCGCCGUCGGCGCGCCGCCACAUCCAGAACCAGAUGCGCGCGGCCAAGUUCAACGUGCUGCUCACCACCUACGAGUACAUCAUCCGCGACAAGGCGGCGCUCUCCAAGAACCGCUGGAAGUACAUGAUCAUCGACGAGGGCCAUCGCAUGAAGAAUCACCACUGCAAGCUGACGUCAGUGCUGAAUACGUUCUACGCGGCGCCGCACCGGCUCCUGCUGACGGGCACACCGCUGCAGAACAAGCUGCCCGAGCUGUGGUCGCUGCUCAACUUCCUGCUGCCCUCCAUCUUCAAGGCCGUCUCCACCUUUGAGCAGUGGUUCAACGCACCGUUCGCGACGGCGGGAGAGAAGGUGGAGCUGAACGAGGAGGAGACGAUCCUCAUCAUCCGCCGACUGCACAAGGUGCUACGACCAUUCCUGCUGCGCCGCCUCAAGAAGGAGGUCGAGUCCCAGCUGCCUGACAAGGUGGAGUACAUCAUCAAGUGCGAGAUGUCGGCGCUGCAGCGGCUGCUUUACAAGCACAUGCAGUCGAAGGGCAUCAUGCUGACGGACGGCAAGGGCAGCGGCGCCGGCCGCGGCGGCUCCAAGGCGCUCAUGAACACCAUCAUGCAGCUGCGCAAGCUCUGCAACCACCCGUUCAUGUUCCAGCACAUCGAGGAGGCCUACUGCGCGCACGUCGGCCUGCAGGGCGGCAUGGCCAGCGGACCGGACCUGUACCGGGCCUCUGGCAAGUUCGAGCUGCUGGACCGGAUCCUUCCCAAGCUGAAACACUGCGGCCACCGCGUGCUACUCUUCUGCCAGAUGACGCAGCUCAUGGCCAUCAUGGAGGACUAUCUCAACUACAAGGGCUACAAGUACCUCCGGCUGGACGGCACCACCAAGGCCGAGGACCGCGGCGACCUGCUGAAGAUGUUCAACGAGCCCGCCUCCGAGUACUUCCUGUUCAUGCUGUCCACGCGCGCUGGCGGCCUCGGCCUCAACCUGCAGACGGCGGACACGGUGGUGAUCUUCGACAGCGACUGGAACCCGCACCAGGACCUGCAGGCGCAGGACCGCGCUCACCGCAUCGGCCAGAAGAACGAGGUGCGCGUGCUUCGGCUCAUGUCCGUCAACUCGGUCGAGGAGCGCAUCCUGGCCGCCGCCAAGUACAAGCUGAACAUGGACGAGAAGGUGAUCCAGGCGGGCAAGUUUGACCAGAAGUCGACGGGCACGGAGCGGCGCCAGAUGCUGCAGAGCAUCCUGCAGGAUGAGGACGUGGACGAGGAGGAGGAGAACGAGGUGCCCGACGAGGAGACGGUGAACCAGAUGAUCGCGCGCAGCGAGGAGGAGCUGCAGAUCUACCAGCAGCUGGACCUGGAGCGGCGGCGCGACGAGGCGCGCCUGGGCGCCCAGCGCCGGCCGCGCCUCAUCGAGGAGUCCGAGUUGCCCGACUGGCUGCUGCGCGACGAGGCCGAGAUCGACGAGCUGACGCAGGAGGAGGACGACAGUGGCCUGUUCGGCCGCGGCAGCCGCGCCCGCAAGGAGGUCGACUACUCGGACAGCCUCAACGACCGCGACUGGCUCAAGGCCAUCGGCGCCGUGGACGAGGACGGCAACGAGAUCCUGGAGGACGACGAGGACGAGUCGAGCGGCAAGAAGCGCGGCCGCCGAGGCGGCUCGUCGCGCUCGUCCGGCGCCGGCCGCAAGAGCGGCCGUGACGACGACGACGACGACCGGCCCAAGAAGAAGCGCGGCAGGCCGGGCGGCUCGCCGGCGCCCUCGCCGCGUCUGCGCCAGAGCAUGAAGAACAUCAUACAAAUGCUGGUGGACUACGUGGACGCGGACGGUCGCGUGCUGAGUGAGCCGUUCAUGAAGCUGCCAUCCAGAAAGGACCUGCCAGACUACUACAAAGUUAUCCGCAAGCCCGUCGACGUUAAGAAGAUAUUCACUAGGAUUGACGAGAACAAGUACGCUGACCUGGAUGACCUGGAGGCGGACACGCUGCUCAUGUGCAAGAACGCCCAGGCGUACAACGAGGAGGCGUCACUGAUCCACGAGGACAGUAUCGUGCUGGAGCGGGUGUUCGCCAAUGCCCGGGUCAAGGUGGAGGCGGAGAUGGAGAGCCAGCCGGAAGUCGAGAAUGAAGAGAUGGAAGAGGAAGGAGACGACUCGUCCAAGCGCAAGUCUCGCGGCAGUCGGAACGGCAGCAAGAAGCGGCGCAAGCUGCGCAUCGUCGACGAUGACGAUGAGGAGGAAGAGGAGGAGGAGGAGGAAGAGACGCGCCCGGAGGAAGAGAACGAGUGAUCGGGCAAGGAUUGGACAAACGCGCCCGCGGAACUCCGUCGACAGCGAGCGGCCGUGGGCCAGGCGCUUUACGUAUUUAGAGCUCUGUUCAUCUCAGUCCCACUGACUCCGUACAAUGAUGGCAGCACGUCGUGGCUAUCCUAUCUCUCGCCGUGUAAUUCCUCGUCAGGUAUUAUUAUGAUUUGGCGUGAAUGUUCUUGAGAGAAGUGUCGCUUCGCCUGAUGUUGGCUUCCCGGAGGUGAUCGUGUUGCCCGUCUCACCGUAGGACUUUAAAGACCUUUUUGUUCUUAAGAGUCUUUAAUUGCAUUAUCAAUAUACUCGUAGCGGACCCUG